ACCACCCCGAAAGACGAGGACAACGUCAACGAGCUUACAUCGACUGGGACCAAGGCCACGAGGCCGAAGAAGAAGGUAUCAUUCGCCUAGGGAGGUCCUGUGUCUGCGAAGCAUGCUGGGAUGACAAAAUGGGGGUGUCAAUUGAUCUGGGUAGGCUUCAUUCACUCUUCGGAUUAUGGAUUAUGCACGGCGUUUGUGGACAGGACAAAAUGCUCUUUCAAGUUGUAGUGAGAUCAGGCGUUCAAAGUACCUUAUAUACCACAAUCGUGUGUCAUUCAUGGGUCUCAAAAUACCCCAUGUACCUCAGGCCAAAUGGUCCUGAAGAGGGAGAAAUCUAUCAGUGAUAUAUGACUGCUUCUACGCCACGAUCCUGUUGACGCCUAUUGCGUAACCCAACACUUGAUGAA
This is a messenger RNA of Sodiomyces alkalinus F11, 407 nucleotides long. RefSeq lists its product as hypothetical. NCBI's taxonomy places the organism in Eukaryota, Fungi, Ascomycota, Sordariomycetes, Glomerellales, Plectosphaerellaceae. The record is from RefSeq and is a predicted model, not a curated record. Bases 129 to 344 code for a protein of 71 amino acids. The transcript has a single exon.